Suncus etruscus (white-toothed pygmy shrew) is the source of this 963-nucleotide messenger RNA. Its product is annotated as olfactory receptor 5A1-like. The transcript has a single exon. The record is from RefSeq and is a predicted model, not a curated record. Gene Ontology annotation, molecular function: G protein-coupled receptor activity; olfactory receptor activity. Gene Ontology annotation, cellular component: membrane. Bases 1 to 963 code for a protein of 320 amino acids. Gene Ontology annotation, biological process: G protein-coupled receptor signaling pathway. Lineage: Eukaryota; Metazoa; Chordata; Mammalia; Eulipotyphla; Soricidae.
AUGGAAACAAGCAUUUCGCUAGGAGGGGAAAGAAUUCACACGGCGGUGGUCAUGUUUGUUUUACUGGGAAUCACAGAUGAAAAAGAGUUGCAGGUCAUUCUCUUUCCAGUCUUCCUAGGAAUUUAUCUUGUGACCUUAUUCUGGAACCUGAGUCUUGUCAUACUUAUCAGGAUGGACUCUCAACUCCAUACACCCAUGUACUUUUUUCUCAGUGUCUUGUCAUCCAUAGAUGUCUGUUACUCUUCUUCCAUUAGUCCAAGGAUGCUUUCAGAUUUCUUCAAGGAUGAAAAAACAAUUUCUUUCAUUUCCUGUGCUACCCAGUAUUUCGCUGCAUCUUGGAUGGGUCAGACUGAGUGUUGCCUCUUGGCUGCCAUGGCCAUUGACAGAUAUAUGGCUAUUGGGAAACCCCUACAGUACUCAGCCAUCAUGACGCCUGGUCUUUGUCAGAGGAUGGUUACUGGGGCCAUUGGAACUGGCUUCAUCUGUAGCUUGAUAGAAACAAUUCCUGCCUUUCAGAUGCAUUACUGUGGGCCAAAUGUCAUCCAGCACUUCUUCUGUAACAUAUCUAAAAUUAUUAUCUUGUCCUGCUCUAGCUCCUUCAUCACACAAAUGAUUCUCUUUUUAGCAAUUUUAUUUGUUGGCUUUGGUUCUUUCCUUGUCAUCCUGUUAUCCUAUGGUUUCAUAACAGUUUCCAUCCUGAAAAUGUCCUCCCUCAAAGGUAGUCUCAAGGCCUUCAAUACCUGUGCUUCCCAUUUGACAGUUGUAAUACUUUAUUAUGUCCCAGUCUUCUUUGUUUAUAUGCAUCCUCAUUCUCGAUAUUCUGAAAAACAAGACAAAGUGCUGUCAAUAUUCUAUAUUAUCAUGACCCCCAUGCUAAACCCUCUUAUAUAUAGUCUGAGGAACAAGGAAAUCAAAGAAGCACUCAAGAGAAUAUUAAAGAGGACUGCACAUUUUCCUCAGUGA